GCUGCUGAGCAGCUGCAGGACAUCCUGGGGGAGGAAGAUGAGGCUCCCAACCCCACCCUCUUCACAGAGAUGGACACUCUACAGCAUGAUGGGGACCAGAUGGAGUGGAAGGAAUCAGCCAGGUGGAUAAAAUUUGAAGAAAAGGUAGAGGAAGGAGGAGAACGCUGGAGCAAGCCCCAUGUGUCCACGCUGUCCCUGCACAGCCUCUUUGAGCUCCGCACUUGCCUGCAGACAGGGACGGUGCUGCUGGAUCUGGACAGUGGCUCUCUACCACAGAUCAUAGAUGAUGUCAUUGAGAAGCAGAUAGAGGGUGGACUUCUGCGACCAGAGCUCCGGGAAAGGGUCAGCUACGUGCUCCUGAGGAAGCAUCGCCACCAAACCAAGAAGCCCAUCCACCGUUCCCUUGCAGACAUUGGGAAGUCGGUUUCUACUACGAAUCGCAGCUCUGCCCGGAGCCCCUCAGCAGGCCCAACUCUGCACCACUCCACCGAGGACCUGAGGAUUCGGCAAAGCACCAGCUAUGGUCAUCUGUGUCAUGCCCAAAGUAGAAGCAUGAAUGACAUCUCCCAUACUCCAAACACAGACCAGCGGAAAAACAAAUUCAUGAAGAAGAUCCCCAAGGACUCAGAAGCCUCCAACGUGCUUGUGGGCGAGGUGGACUUCCUGGACCAGCCAUUCAUUGCGUUUGUUCGUCUUGCCCAGUCUGCCAUGCUGGGAGGGGUGACAGAGGUGCCUGUCCCCACCAGAUUUCUGUUCAUACUUCUAGGACCUUCUGGGAGAGCAAAGUCCUAUAAUGAGAUUGGCCGAGCCAUUGCAACCCUCAUGGUGGAUGAUCUCUUCAGCGAUGUGGCUUAUAAAGCUCGGAAUCGAGAAGAUCUGAUUGCGGGAGUUGAUGAAUUUCUAGAUGAGGUCAUUGUCCUUCCCCCUGGAGAGUGGGAUCCAAACAUCAGAAUUGAGCCGCCCAAGAAAGUUCCCUCAGCCGACAAGAGGAAAUCUGUGUUCUCUCUGGCAGAGCUGGGCCAGAUGAAUGGCUCUGUGGGCGGAAGUGGAGCCUCGGCCGGAGGAGGCGGCAGUGGCGGAGGGGCUGGAGGCAGCGGGGCCGGCGGAGGAGGCAGUGGCAACGAGGCUGAGAUGCCAGCUAUGCAUGAAAUUGGGGAGGAGCUGAUCUGGACCGGAAGGUUUUUUGGAGGACUGCGUCUGGAUGUAAAGAGGAAGCUGCCCUGGUUCCCAAGUGACUUCUAUGAUGGCUUCCACAUCCAGUCCAUCUCUGCUGUCCUGUUCAUCUACCUCGGCUGUAUCACCAACGCUAUCACCUUCGGUGGGCUUCUGGGGGAUGCCACAGACAAUUAUCAGGGAGUAAUGGAGAGCUUCCUGGGCACUGCCAUGGCCGGCAGCUUGUUCUGCCUCUUCUCGGGGCAGCCUCUCAUCAUCCUCAGCAGCACAGGACCCAUCCUCAUCUUUGAAAAACUCCUCUUUGACUUCAGCAAGGCCAAUGGCCUGGACUACAUGGAGUUCCGCCUCUGGAUUGGUCUUCACUCAGCCAUCCAAUGCCUUAUCCUGGUGGCCACAGAUGCCAGCUUUAUCAUCAAGUAUAUCACCCGCUUCACCGAAGAGGGCUUCUCCACCCUCAUCAGUUUCAUCUUCAUCUACGACGCCAUCAAAAAGAUGAUUGGUGCCUUCAAAUACUAUCCCAUUAACACGGACUUCAAGCCCGACUCCAUCACCACCUACAAAUGCGAGUGCGUCGCUCCUGACACAGUGAAUACAACCACUGUCAACGACUCAGCCCUGCUGGUGCCAAACACCAACAUGUCUGUGUACACCCCCCUUAACCUCACAGCGCUGGACUGGUCUCUGCUGAGCAAGAAGGAAUGUCUGAGCUAUGGGGGGCGCCUGCUUGGGAGCUCCUGCCAGUUCGUCCCCGACUUGGCCCUCAUGUCCUUCAUCCUUUUCUUUGGGACUUACUCCAUGACCUUGACUCUGAAGAAAUUCAAAUUCAGCCGCUAUUUCCCCACCAAGGUCCGAACCCUGGUGGCUGACUUCUCCAUUGUUUUCUCCAUCCUGCUGUUCUGUGGAAUCGAUGCCUGUUUUGGCCUGCAAACCCCCAAGCUGCACGUGCCUAAUGUCAUCAAGCCCACAAGGCCUGACCGAGGCUGGUUCGUUGCCCCCUUUGGGAAGAAUCCUUGGUGGGUGUACCCUGCCAGCAUCCUGCCGGCCCUGCUGGUGACCAUCCUGAUCUUCAUGGACCAGCAGAUCACUGCUGUCAUUGUCAACAGGAAGGAGAACAAGCUGAGGAAGGCUGCCGGCUACCAUCUGGACCUGUUCUGGGUGGGCAUCCUCAUGGCCCUGUGCUCCUUCAUGGGGCUCCCCUGGUAUGUGGCUGCCACGGUCAUCUCCAUUGCUCACAUCGACAGCCUCAAGAUGGAGACGGAGACCAGUGCCCCAGGGGAACAGCCCCAGUUCCUGGGGGUCAGGGAGCAGAGAGUUACUGGAGUCAUGGUCUUCAUUCUGACAGGCAUCUCCGUCUUCCUGGCUCCUAUCCUGAAGUACAUCCCCAUGCCAGUGCUCUAUGGAGUCUUCCUCUACAUGGGUGUGGCCUCCCUGAAUGGCAUCCAGUUCUGGGACCGCUGUAAGCUUUUCCUCAUGCCAGCCAAGCACCAGCCGGACCACGCCUUCCUGCGCCAUGUGCCCCUUCGCCGGAUCCAUCUGUUCACCCUGGUGCAGAUCCUCUGCCUGGCCCUGCUCUGGAUCCUUAAGUCAACCAUGGCUGCUAUCAUCUUCCCGGUCAUGAUCCUGGGCCUAAUCAUUGUUCGAAGGCUCCUGGACUUGAUUUUCUCCCAGCAUGACCUGGCCUGGAUUGACAAUAUCCUCCCAGAGAAGGAGAAAAAGGAGUCAGACAGGAAGAAGAAGAGGAGGAAAGAUGUCCACGAGAACACGGACGAGGAGCCCCAGUUCCUUCCUCCCUCAGUUGUAAAGAUCCCAAUGGAAGGUAUCCCAUCUGAUCCCCAAAACGGUAUCCACUGUGUUGCCAGAAAAAGAUCUUCCAGUUGGAGCCACUCUCUCUGACUCCUCCUUCAGUGCCUCAGAACCAGAUCGAAGCAUCACCCUGCAUUUCAAAAUCUCUUGUCCGGCUUCACCUGCUUUCGGCUACUCACGGAGUCCGGUCUUCAUGGUGCCGCAGGUGAGGAUAGAGAUGGACUCUGACCUCAACCUCACAGACGACGAGGAGGACUAUGGGAGAGAGGUGGGUGGGGAGACCACCCUCUAGUCCUGCAUGGUUCUUCCAGGCUGGGGGCAGGGCAAAGCUGGCCCUGGCUUCAUCUAGAGUGUGUGUCAGGCCUUUCACCUGCUUCCUGACCCACUGACCAGAUAGAUAACUGGAGGCCUUUCCGGGAUGUCUGACAGAGACACGAAGCUCCCUGCUUCUCUUUGCAGUUCUUAAAAUACCUAAAACACACGGCUUAAAAUGCCACACGGCAUAGAUAGGAUCUUUCUUGUGAGAAGAACAAAAAUGUUUUCCAAAGUUACAAAUAAGAUAAAGGGCCAGUGGUGGGCGCACAUUUAAAAUGUGUACUGAUGUAGUCUCUUCUGUUCAAAUCAAACCCCGGUUUAGUCUUUCGAAGGUUUGAUGGACGUCGAAGUGAUGGCCUUGAAGGUCUAAAUGUGUUGUGCAGGUUUGCACGGUAGGACAUGACUGGGUAGUUCUUUCCCUCCUUCUGCUUGAAGUCCAGUCCUCCGUUCAGUGGACCUGGCUGUUCAAGUGGGGCUGUGCCUUUCACACACUGAAAAGCCAGUUCUAAAUCACUCCUAGGAGAACCUGUGUAUCAGCGGAUUGUUUCUGUUUGUGGUGGGUGCUCACUGUGUACCCUUCAGUUUUCCUGGAACUCCUGUGUAGAUCAGGCUAGCCUCAGAAUUCAGAGAGCCACCCGUCUGGCUCUGAGUGGAUUGUUUUUAAGGCAAAAUAGUAUCCAUUAAUUGAACUCUUGAGUCACACUAGGUCAACCAAACGACCCUUUAAAUUUGUCACUGGCUUCAUAACCUGGAGUUCCCCUACUUGUUGAUGUAUUUGAGUAGGUCCCUUUUUUCCCUGCACCCCAAUUUUGCAGUAACUAAAGCCCAGAUUUCCAAUCUCAAGAACACUGCAUGUAGGGUAGCUAAUGGUGGUCAGGCUAGUACUCUAUACAAGUGGUUGGAAGAAACACCAUUCCCAACUGGGUGAAACGGUCCAGCUCUUCACUGAUCCAAACCCUGUCCAACACAAACGUGUUUAUCUUCCAUCGUACUAAUCCCAGGAGAGCUAAAAGCAUCCGUCAGUCUCGCCGACCUGCAAUAGCAUUCUAUCCAGACUCAGCCGUAGCAUCGUCACAGACUCGGAGAGCAGUGUGCUUCAUUAACCAAACUGGCUGGGAAACCAGUUAGUUCUUAAGAGGUUGAUCACUUUAUCUAAUUUUUACCUUAAAUAUCGUUUAUAUUUUGUGUACACAUGAACAUUUUUACCUUUAAUAUGCUGGUGUAUUAACCCUCCAUUCACUAAGGAAUUCAUUUCCUCCAUCUCUAAUGUAAACUGCUCUUCAAUAAAAUUUAAAUCGUGUCUGCUUACCUUA
Messenger RNA from Rattus rattus (black rat), 4604 nucleotides. RefSeq names its product solute carrier family 4 member 5 (gene Slc4a5). Gene Ontology annotation, cellular component: plasma membrane. Gene Ontology annotation, molecular function: monoatomic anion transmembrane transporter activity; sodium:bicarbonate symporter activity; solute:inorganic anion antiporter activity. Gene Ontology annotation, biological process: transmembrane transport; bicarbonate transport; regulation of intracellular pH. The record is from RefSeq and is a predicted model, not a curated record. NCBI's taxonomy places the organism in Eukaryota, Metazoa, Chordata, Mammalia, Rodentia, Muridae. The transcript is spliced from 24 exons. Bases 70 to 3066 code for a protein of 998 amino acids.